This is a messenger RNA of Kwoniella shivajii, 1014 nucleotides long. RefSeq lists its product as uncharacterized. The record is from RefSeq and is a predicted model, not a curated record. Bases 1 to 1014 code for a protein of 337 amino acids. NCBI's taxonomy places the organism in Eukaryota, Fungi, Basidiomycota, Tremellomycetes, Tremellales, Cryptococcaceae. The transcript is spliced from 5 exons.
AUGCCAAGGAUCGAAUUAGCACCAUCACCUUCUAUUCCUCUUCAUUCGUUGGAAGCGUUACAAUCUGAUGCGUUGCUUCCAAUAUGUAAAGCAUGCGGGACGCAAUAUUCUGCAUCCUCGCCUAUAAUCGAAAAGAAUUGCUUGAUAUGUGAAGAUCCAAGACAAUACGUUCCUUCAACAGGACAAGAAUGGUCUUCAUUAGCUGAAUUAGCUGAAUCGGAUAUACAGAAACAGAAUGAUAAAGAGAGUGAGAAAAGAAAGAAUUAUUUGAUAGAGGACGAUGAAGACGGUAGAAUCAAAAUGAUAGCUUGUGAUCCCUCUUUUGGGAUAAAUCAAACUCCGAUCUUAAUCGAAACUUCGGAAGGAUCUUACAUAUGGGAUUGUGCUUCAUUCAUCUCUUUACCUCUAGUAGGCCAUCUCACUACUCUCUCAAAACCUUUGAGAGCAAUUGCUAUAUCUCAUCCUCAUUUCUUCACUACAUCUCUGACAUGGUCAAGGGCCCUCAAAGUUCCAUUAUAUCUUUGUGAGGAUGACAGAGAGUGGUUUCAGCGUUCAGGAGACAUAACACAUGAUGAUCAAGUGAUAUGGUGGAAGGGGGAGCAAGAAUUGGGAAAGGGAGUCAAAGUGAUUCAGUGUGGUGGACAUUUCCCAGGAUCAUCGAUACUUUACUGGGAUAGAUUAGGAGAACCCGCACCUCCCAAAGACGAUUUACCUACAAAACCAACACCGGUGUCUGGAAUCAUAUUCACAGCUGAUACAUUGAUGGUUCAACCUACUCAGCGAAGCUUUUCUUUCCUUUGGUCCGUCCCAAACUUAAUCCCUCUUCGACCACAAGCGAUACUAUCGAUCCAAGAACGAUUGAAAUAUCUUUCUUUCACUCAAGCAACUUCGUCUUGGCCCAACAGAUGGAUCAGAGAAGACGCAAAGAAAGUUCUAGACGAGAGUGUCACUGCAUACUUGGCGGCUGAAGGAUGGAGGGUCGAUGAGGGGAGAUUGGUUGAGCUAUUGACAUAA